This is a messenger RNA of Elephantulus edwardii (Cape elephant shrew), 2211 nucleotides long. RefSeq names its product solute carrier family 4 (anion exchanger), member 1, adaptor protein (gene SLC4A1AP). Gene Ontology annotation, molecular function: mRNA binding; protein binding. The transcript is spliced from 14 exons. Lineage: Eukaryota; Metazoa; Chordata; Mammalia; Macroscelidea; Macroscelididae. The record is from RefSeq and is a predicted model, not a curated record. Bases 1 to 2211 code for a protein of 736 amino acids.
AUGGCUGAUUUCCCGCCUGGGUUAGAGCCGCUGGCUCCGCUAGAACUCAAUGACGACUUCAAGAAGCCAGCUCUGCCGGUACCCCCGGUGGUGCGAGGGAAGGCGCCGGUCACCAGCCCUUCAGAGUCUGAGGAAGUGAAGAAAGAAAGGCCAGCGGCGCAGCCGCAAUCAGAUUCUGGGGACCCCGGCGUCCAGCCGGCUCAGCCGAACAGUGGAGAGAAUAGGAAUCCGCCGGAGGAGCAACCCUGUGCCCCGACGGCAACCUCCCCUAGUGUGGUGACACGGGCGCUUGCAUACCAAGAGCCACCGUGGGGCGGCCCGGCCGCGGCUCCCUACAGUCUAGAGAUCCUGAAAGGCGGCACCAUCCUUGGCACCCGGAGCCUGAACGGGACGAGUCGCUGUCUUUUCGGGCGGCUGUCUAGCUGCGACGUGUGCCUGGAGCACCCUUCAGUGUCCCGGCAUCACGCCGUGCUGCAGCACAGGAUUUCCGCCACCGAUGGAGAAGGCGACGGGCACGAGCCAGGCUUCUACCUUUACGAUCUGGGAAGCACCCAUGGCACUUUUCUCAACAAAACACGCAUUCCACCCCGUACUUAUUGCCGGGUCCACGUUGGACACGUUCUUCGUUUUGGGGGCAGCACUCGGCUGUUUAUCCUGCAGGGACCAGAGGAAGACCGAGAGGCAGAAUCUGAGUUAACAGUAACACAGUUGAAGGAAUUGCGCAAGCAGCAGCAAAUGAUGUUGGAGAAGAAAAUGUUGGGAGAGGACUCGGAUGAAGAGGAAGUGGAUACCACUGAAAAGAAGCAAAAUACUAGUAGUCAAGACGAUGAGAUGGGCUGCAUGUGGGGAAUGGGAGAAGAUGCUGUAGAGGAUGAGGCUGAAGAGAACCCCAUUGUCUUAGAGUUUCAGCAGGAAAGAGAAGCCUUUUAUAUAAAGGACCCAAAAAAGGCUCUCCAAGGUUUUUUUGAUCGAGAAGGAGAAGAAUUGGAAUAUGAAUUUGAUGAACAGGGGCACAGUACUUGGCUCUGCAGGGUGAGGCUCCCUGUGGAUGACUCAACUGGAAAGCAGCUGGUGGCGGAGGCCAUUCACUUAGGAAAGAAAAAGGAAGCAAUGAUCCAGUGCUCCCUGGAAGCUUGUCGGAUCCUUGACACUUUGGGAUUGCUACGUCAGGAAGCAGUAUCUCGGAAAAGGAAAGCCAAAAACUGGGAAGACGAAGACUUUUAUGAUAGUGAUGAUGACACAUUCCUUGAUCGGACUGGCCUUGUUGAAAAGAAACGUCUCAACCGAAUGAAAAAGGCUGGGAAGAUAGAUGAGAAGCCAGAGACCUUUGAAUCACUAGUCGCAAAGUUAAAUGAUGCUGAAAAGGAACUCUCAGAAAUUUCUGAGCGCCUGAAAGCCUCAAGCAAAGCUCUGUCGGAGUCAUCAUCUCAGGACUCUUUAGAUGCAUUUAUGUCAGAAAUGAAAUCGGGGAGUGCAUUAGAUGGUGUGUCCCGGAAGAAACUUCACUUGAGAACUUUUGAGCUGAGGAAAGAACAACAAAGACUUAAAGGGUUGAUAAAAAUUGUAAAGCCAGCAGAGAUUCCAGAAUUAAAAAAGACUGAAAAUCAGACUUCAGAUUCAGAAAACAAAGCUAAAAAGCUCACAUUGCCUCUCUUUGGUGCUAUGAAAGGAGGAAGCAAAUUCAAAUUAAAAACUGGAACAGUAGGGAAGUUACCCCCUAAGCGUCCAGAGCUCCCUCCAACUCUAAUGAGAACAAAAGAUGAACCUGAAGUAGAAGAGGAGGAAGAGGAGGAGGAGGAAGAAGAAGAGUGUGAAAAGAAAACAGUGGAGGCUGGAGGCAGUGGGUUACAGCAGGAGACAGAGCCAGGAGCUGUGGUGCAGGAAGAGAGUCCUCCCGCAGAGGUCACGUGUUCUAAAGAAACAAAAGGCCAAGAAAAUAUGUCACAACUUGGCGAUGUGGAAGAGAAUAAGGAGGAUCAAAAGAUGAGUGAACCCACAUCAUCACGUGGCCAGGAACCCUCAGCAUUAAAGAAGGAGUGUGAAAAAAGCAGAGACGAGUUGAAGAAAAAGAAAGCUACGGGUCCGAGCAAGGUUUUACCAACACUUUCCUCCAAAUACCCAGAAGAUGACCCAGACUACUGUGUUUGGGUCCCACCUGAAGGCCAAAGUGGUGAUGGCAGGACCCAUCUUAAUGACAAGUAUGGCUACUGA